Molecule: messenger RNA, 1059 nt
Organism: Paramecium primaurelia
Lineage: Eukaryota; Ciliophora; Oligohymenophorea; Peniculida; Parameciidae
Source: the annotation of a GenBank genome assembly
AUGAAUAGUAAGGUUCGCAUAGGAAUUAUGUCAACAGCAGAAAUUGCUCAUAAAGUAUGUUAAGCUAUUAAUUCUUCUGAAUAUGCUGAAGUAUAUUGUGUAGCUAGUAGAUCAUUAGAAAAAGCUAGAUAAUGGGCUGAUGCUCAUAACAUAAAAAUUGCUUAUGGUUCAUAUGAUGAAUUAUUGGAUGAUCCAAAUGUUGAUGGAGUAUAUAUACCAUUACCAACAUCUUUAAAAAAAGAAUGGACAAUAAAAGCUGCUAACAAAAAGAAACAUGUCUUGGUAGAAAAACCAUUACCAGGUGCUGAUUCUUCUUAAUGUUUGGAAGAUAUGAUUAAAAGUUGUGAAUAAAAUGGAGUUCAAUUUUUAGAUGGAACUAUGUGGUUACAUUCAUUAAGAACAUAGGUUGCUAAAUAAAAGAAAUAAGAAUUAGGAAAAGUACUAAAAGUUACAGCUGCAAUGACUUUCAAAGCUCCUAAUGAAGAAUGGUUACAUGGAGGAAAUGGAAGAACAAAUAAAAAUUAAGAACCUUAAGGUUGUUUAGGUGAUUAAGGAUGGUAUCCUAUAGGAGCAAUACUUUUUGCAUUCGAUUAUGAAUUACCAAAAUUUGUUUAAUGUCUUUAAUACAAAUUAAAUAAAGUUGAUACAAUAAUAGAAUUUUCUGGAUUCUUAGAAUUUGAAAAUGAAAGAUAUGCAUAUUUCGAUUGUGGAGCAACUUUUCCUCAUAGAUCUUUUGUUGAUAUAGUUUGUGAAAAUGGAUAAAUUAGAAUAGAUGAUUUAGUUGGAGGAUUUGGUAGAACUGGAAAUUUCAAUGCUUAUUUUGAAAACUUUGUUGGAAGUGAAAGGUUUUUUGUAGAUGAUCUAUAAGGAAAAGAAGAAGUUAUUAAAGUUGAAGCUUGCAAUCAUACAGUAAAAAUGAUUGAUACUUUUGCUAAUAUUAUUCUUUCUAAAAAGACUGAUCAUUCAUGGCAUCAUAAAAGUUUAACUACUCAUUAGGUUUUGGCAGCAUUAUUUAGAGCUACUUAAAGAGUUGGUGAAAAAGUAUAAAUCUUAUAAUGA